AAAAAAUCUAAAGGGAUACGUGCACCUUAAAGAUAAAAUAAUUAUUCGACAAGGACAGGAAUAAUUGACAGUGAAACGAUGACGUUCUUUGGAAAGGCAAUGUUUUUUACAGUUCUCUGCUGUAUUGGAUUAACAAAGUGUACAGAUUGCCCAGACCGUUGGGUUGCCUACCAUGGCUCAUGUUACCUUUUUGGACACCGUGUGAACCAAACGUUUGUUGAAGCAGAGAAAUUUUGUCGUCAGCACAACAGCGGGCAUCUCGUAGAGAUACAGACAAAUUCAGAGAAUAUCUUUCUCAAAGAUUUUCUCAGAGAUCUGGGAGCUAGGUUACCUAUGUCUACAUUUCGCUGCUCCAGUUGUGGUCCUGAAAAGAAUGGCGUGACCACAUCUUCUACAUUAAUUUGGUUGGAGUUAUCUGUAUAUAUAUAUUUUACGGAAUGAAUCUUAAUAUAUAGAUAGUCUACAGUAUGAUUCAUUCCGUAAAAGUUGUGUCUCUACCUACUUAUUGGAUUUUUUUUAAAUCAUAUAUAUAUUGGGUCUUUGUUUUGUCUUUUGAAGACCCAAUAAAUGCCCAAGACCCGAUAAGUAGGUAGAGACCCAGCUUUUACGGAAUGAAUCUUAUUGUAGACCCAACAAGUUAGUAAAAAUAAGUCUAUGUAUAUAAAUAAAUAUACGUAUAUAUA
This is a messenger RNA of Mercenaria mercenaria, 683 nucleotides long. Its product is annotated as snaclec coagulation factor IX/factor X-binding protein subunit A-like. The record is from RefSeq and is a predicted model, not a curated record. The transcript is spliced from 4 exons. Lineage: Eukaryota; Metazoa; Mollusca; Bivalvia; Venerida; Veneridae. Bases 79 to 441 code for a protein of 120 amino acids.